AUGUCACUCUUACUCAUGAUACCAGCCGAGAUUCGGCUCGCCAUUUUCCGCUGGACCAUCUGUUCCCUGAUCACACCGCCGUCACACCCUGCAGAAGAGCAGCAAAUCCGUCAAGAUUUGCGGCUUACAGUCGGUUUCACUUUUCCACACAUCAAACACCUUAGGCCCCCUAACCAUACUCUGCCACUACUUCUGGUGAACAGGCAAAUCUACGACGAAGUCAAAUCCCUGCUCUGCCACCUAUCCGCAGACUACUAUGUCGACGUGAUGGUUGUCGACGUCAUGUCUAUCGGGGAGAUUGCGCUCUGGCCUACUUGGUCGAUUCCUGCCCUUCCUCAGACACAGUACAUCGAUUCCAUCAACGCCACGCUUCGCGUCUUUGACCCGGUGCCCCCGAAGCCGUUGUAUGGCACUCCCAGGCAUGACUCCACCUAUGCUGAUAAGAUUUGGAAUAAAUUCCCAAGACUAGGGUUGUUCUACUGGCUCCUCGUGGAUAUCUUUUAUAAGGGGCCUGGGCUUUUGAUAAAGGCGGCCCGGGAACCGCGACCGUUACCGCAAUAUAUUGUCAAAAAACUUGUCAUCGACAUUCGGGCAUCUGCAGAGACGCCAAAUAACGGAAGCAUGAUAGUUGGCGACGGCCACUACAAGGCGGCCAGAAAACUUGCGGGAAACGAUCCGGACCAUGACGAUGCACCUAUGACGCCUGGGGAAUCUCUAGCGAGACAUUUUUGCGGAUUUCUCGACAAGCUGCUGGCCUUCGGUCCCAAUGGUGACAAAAUGGGCCAGUCCAUCUAUGAGCAAAUGGUAGACAGUAUCGUUGUAACACUGAACGGCAAAGAUUUCAAAGUGUUUGAUAUAGAAAGUCGGUUGAGAGAAGAGAUAACCAAGUGGAGAGCUGAGCCACCUAACCCCAACGCAAGAGGUGGCAAGAGACUUUCUGAGAAAUGGAUUUCGUGGGCCCAUAAGAGACGACAGAGUAUGAGAGAAGGACUCAAUAUUGACUUCAGUCAAAGACCCUAUUGGAACUUCCCGGGGUGA
Clonostachys byssicola is the source of this 1038-nucleotide messenger RNA. NCBI's taxonomy places the organism in Eukaryota, Fungi, Ascomycota, Sordariomycetes, Hypocreales, Bionectriaceae. The record is from the annotation of a GenBank genome assembly.